This is a messenger RNA of Equus caballus (horse), 5529 nucleotides long. It is a transcript of the gene DUOX1, whose product is annotated as dual oxidase 1. Gene Ontology annotation, cellular component: plasma membrane; NADPH oxidase complex. Gene Ontology annotation, biological process: response to oxidative stress; defense response; superoxide anion generation. NCBI's taxonomy places the organism in Eukaryota, Metazoa, Chordata, Mammalia, Perissodactyla, Equidae. The record is from RefSeq and is a predicted model, not a curated record. Gene Ontology annotation, molecular function: heme binding; calcium ion binding; superoxide-generating NAD(P)H oxidase activity.
ACCCCCGAGCCCCAGCCGCCCCGGCGCAGAGCUGGUGAAGGAGCAGGACGAGAGCGGGCGUCGCGGGCCCAGCUGGGAGCAGGCGGCAGCUGAUCCGCAGUCGGGGCUCGAGGGACGCCGCGGCCGCAGGGUCUGCAUUUCAGGGUGUUAUAACACCUGAGCCCUGUUAUCAUUUUCAUCAUGGGCUUCUGCCUGGCUCUGGCAUGGAUACUCCUGGUUGGGCCAUGGAUGCCCACAGGAGCUCAGAACCCCAUUUCGUGGGAGGUGCAGCGAUUUGAUGGGUGGUACAACAACCUCAUGGAGCACAGAUGGGGCAGCAAAGGCUCUCGGCUGCAGCGCCUCGUCCCAGCCAGCUAUGCAGAUGGUGUGUACCAGCCCUUGGGAGAGCCCCACCUGCCGAACCCCCGAGAACUUAGCAACACUGCCAUGAGGGGCCCUGCAGGACAGGCCUCCAUGAGAAACCGCACGGUGCUGGGGGUCUUCUUCGGCUACCACUUGCUCUCCGACCUGGUGAGUGUGGAGAGACCCGGCUGCCCCGCCGAGUUCCUCAACAUCCGCAUUCCUCCGGGAGACCCCGUGUUCGACCCCAACCGGAGCGGGGACGUGGUGCUGCCCUUCCAGAGAAGCCGCUGGGACCCCAAAACCGGACAGAGCCCCAGCAACCCCAGGGACCUGACCAACGAGGUGACGGGCUGGCUGGACGGCAGCGCCAUCUAUGGCUCCUCGCACUCCUGGAGCGACGAGCUGCGGAGCUUCUCCGGGGGGCAGCUGGCGUCCGGGCCCGACCCCGCCUUCCCCCGGGACUCGAAGGACCCCCUGUUCAUGUGGACCGCGCCCGACCCCGCCACCGGACAGCGCGGGUCCCAGGGGCUGUACGCCUUCGGGGCGGAGCGAGGCAACCGCGACCCAUUCGUGCAGGCGCUGGGCCUGCUCUGGUUCCGCUACCACAACCUGUGCGCUCAGAGGCUGGCCCGCGAGCACCCGAGCUGGGGGGACGAGGAGCUGUUCCAGCACGCGCGCAAGAGGGUCAUCGCCACCUAUCAGAACAUCGCUGUGUACGAGUGGCUGCCCAGCUUCCUGCGGAAAAUGCUCCCGGAUUAUGCAGGAUACCGGCCGUUUCUGGACCCCGGCAUCUCCCCGGAGUUCCUGGCGGCCUCUGAGCAGUUCUUCUCCACCAUGGUGCCCCCUGGCGUCUACAUGAGAAAUGCCAGCUGCCACUUCCAGGGGGUCCUCAAUAGGAACUCAAGCAUCUCCAGAGCUCUCCGGGUCUGCAACAGCUACUGGAGCCGAGAGCACCCAAACCUACAAAGAGCUGAAGAUAUGGAUGCGCUGCUGCUGGGCAUGGCCUCCCAGAUCGCUGAGCGAGAGGACAACGUGGUGGUGGAGGACGUGCGAGAUUUCUGGCCUGGGCCACUGAAGUUUUCCCGCACAGACCACCUGGCGAGUUGCCUGCAACGAGGCCGGGAUCUGGGCCUGCCCUCUUACACUGAGGCCAGGGCAGCACUGGGCCUGCCUCCCAUUACCAGAUGGCAGGACAUCAACCCUGCACUCUCCCGUAGUAAUGGCACUGUGCUGGAGGCCAUAGCUGCCUUGUACAAUCAGGACCUGUCCCGGCUGGAGCUGCUCCCUGGGGGGCUUCUGGAGAGCCACGGGGAUCCUGGGCCCCUCUUCAGUGCCAUCGUUCUCGACCAAUUUGUGCGGCUGCGGGAUGGUGACCGCUACUGGUUUGAGAACACCAGGAAUGGGCUGUUCUCGGAGGAAGAGAUAGUAGAGAUCAGAAACACUUCACUACGGGAUGUUCUAGUGGCCGUCACCAACAUGAACCCCAGUGCCCUGCAGCCCAACGUCUUUUUCUGGCAUGCUGGAGACCCCUGCCCGCAGCCAAGACAGCUCAGCACCGAGGGCCUGCCAGCCUGUGCUCCUCCCGUCAUGCGGGACUAUUUUGAAGGCAGUGGAUUUGGCUUCGGGGUCACCAUCGGGACCCUUUGCUGCUUCCCCCUGGUGAGCCUGCUCAGUGCCUGGAUUGUUGCCAAGCUCCGGAGGAGAAAUUUCAAGAAACUCCAGGGCCAAGGCCGCCAGAGCAUCAUGUCUGAGAAGCUUGUGGAGGGAGUGGAAGCAUUGGAAUGGCAGGGCGGCAAGGAGCCCUGCCAGCGUGUGCUCGUGCACCUGCAGCCCGGGCAGAUCCGCGUGGUGGACAGCAGGCUCUCUGUGCUCCGCACCAUCCAGCUUCGGCCCCCGCAGCAGGUCAACCUCAUCCUGUCCAGCAACCGUGGACGCCGCGCCCUGCUGCUCAAGAUCCCCAAGGAGUAUGACCUGGUGCUGCUCUUCAACCUAGAGGAAGAGCGGCAGGCGCUGGUGGAAAACCUUCGGGCAGCUCUGAAGGAGAGUGGGCUGAGCUUCCAGGAGUGGGAGCUGCGGGAGAAGGAGCUGAUGAGGGCAGCUGUGACGCGGGAGCAGCGGAGCCACCUACUGGAGACCUUUUUCAGGCACCUUUUCUCCCAGGUACUGGACAUCAACCAGGCGGAUGCAGGGACCCUGCCCCUGGACUCGUCACAGAAGGUGCGGGAGGCCCUGACGUGUGAACUGAGCAGGGCCGAGUUUGCGGAGUCCCUGGGCCUCAAGCCCCAGGACAUGUUUGUGGAGUCCAUGUUCUCUCUGGCUGACAAAGACGGCAAUGGCUACCUGUCCUUCCGGGAGUUCCUGGACAUCCUGGUGGUCUUCAUGAAAGGAUCCCCUGAGGAGAAGUCUCGCCUUAUGUUCCGCAUGUACGACUUUGAUGGGAAUGGUCUCAUUUCCAAGGAUGAGUUCAUCAGGAUGCUGAGGUCCUUCAUUGAGAUCUCCAACAACUGCCUGUCCAAGGACCAGUUGGCUGAGGUGGUGGAGUCCAUGUUCCGGGAGUCCGGCUUCCAGGACAAGGAGGAGCUGACAUGGGAGGACUUCCACUUCAUGCUGCGGGACCACGACAGUGAGCUCCGCUUCACACAGCUCUGCGUCAAAGGAGUGCAGGUGCCUGAAGUCAUCAAGGACUUCUGCCGGAGAGCCUCCUAUAUCAGCCAGGAGAAGAUCUGUCCCUCUCCCAGAGUGAGUGGUCGUUAUCCCCGCAGCGACGUUGAGGUGGAGCUGACACCACAGAGACUGCAGUGCCCCAUGGACAUAGACCCUCCCCAGGAGAUUCGACGGAGGUUUGGCAAGAAGGUAACGUCGUUCCAGCCCCUCCUGUUCACCGAGGCUCACCGAGAGAAGUUUCAACGCAGCCGGCGCCACCAGACGGUGCAGCAGUUCAAGCGCUUCAUCGAGAACUACCGGCGCCACAUUGGCUGCGUUGCCGUGUUCUACGCCAUCGCGGGGGGCCUUUUCCUAGAGAGGGCCUACUACUAUGCCUUUGCGGCUCACCACAUGGGCAUCACAGACACCACCCGUGUGGGCAUCAUCCUCUCGCGGGGCACGGCUGCCAGCAUCUCCUUCAUGUACUCCUACAUCCUGCUCACCAUGUGCCGCAACCUCAUCACCUUCCUGCGAGAGACCUUCCUCAACCGCUACGUGCCCUUCGACGCCGCCGUGGACUUCCAUCGCCUCAUUGCCUCCACUGCCAUCGUCCUCACAGUCUUACACAGUGCAGGCCAUGUGGUGAAUGUGUACCUGUUCUCCAUCAGCCCACUCAGCGUCCUCUCCUGCCUCUUCCCUGGCCUCUUCCACAACAACGGGUCUGAGUUCCCCCAGAAGUAUUACUGGUGGUUCUUCCAGACCGUGCCAGGCCUAACGGGGGUCGUGCUGCUCCUGGUCCUGGCCGUCAUGUACGUCUUCGCCUCCCACCACUUCCGCCGCCAUAGCUUCCGGGGCUUCUGGCUGACCCACCACCUCUACAUCCUGCUCUACAUCCUGCUUAUCAUCCACGGCAGCUUUGCUCUGAUCCAGCUGCCCCGUUUCCACAUCUUCUUCCUGGUCCCGGCGCUAAUCUAUGUUGGGGACAAGCUGGUGAGCCUGAGCCGGAAGAAGGUGGAGAUCAGCGUAGUGAAGGCGGAGCUGCUGCCAUCAGGAGUGACCCACCUGCAGUUCCAGCGGCCCCAAGGCUUUGAGUACAAGUCAGGACAGUGGGUGCGGAUCGCCUGCCUGGCUCUAGGGACCACUGAGUACCACCCUUUCACGCUGACUUCUGCACCCCAUGAGGACACGCUCAGCCUGCACAUCCGGGCAGCGGGGCCCUGGACCACUCGCCUCAGGGAGAUCUACUCACCCUUGACGGGCAACGGCUGUGCCAGAUACCCGAAGCUGUACCUCGAUGGACCAUUUGGAGAGGGCCACCAGGAGUGGCAUAAGUUUGAGGUGUCAGUCCUGGUGGGAGGGGGCAUUGGGGUCACCCCCUUUGCCUCCAUCCUCAAAGACCUGGUCUUCAAGUCAUCAGUCAGCAGCCAAGUGUUCUGUAAGAAGAUCUACUUCAUCUGGGUGACACGGACCCAGCGGCAGUUUGAGUGGCUGGCUGACAUCAUCCGGGAGGUGGAGGAGAAUGACUGCCAGGACCUGGUGUCCGUGCACAUUUACAUCACCCAGCUGGCUGAGAAGUUCGACCUGAGGACCACCAUGCUGUACAUCUGUGAGCGGCACUUCCAGAAGGUGUUGAACCGGAGUCUGUUCACAGGCCUGCGCUCCAUCACCCACUUCGGUCGCCCCCCCUUCGAGCCUUUCUUCAACUCCCUGCAGGAGGUCCACCCACAGGUCAGGAAGAUCGGGGUGUUUAGCUGCGGCCCCCCUGGCAUGACCAAGAAUGUGGAAAAAGCCUGUCAGCUCAUCAACAGGCAGGACCGGACUCAUUUCUCCCACCAUUAUGAGAACUUCUAGGCCUCCUGCCCAGGGGCUCCACCUACUGCCCAGCUGAGCAGAGAGACUGGGGAAAGAGCUGCUCUGGAAGUCCCCCCCCAAAUCUGGGGAUGCUCAGCUCCCUCAUCCUGGGGACAUCCCUUCACCCUCCCGCUAACUGGGCCUUGGGCCAAGCCCCCAGCACAUCUAUCCAGCCCUUCAGCCUGGGAUGACAUCAUUGGUGAGGCUGCAGUUCCAUUCCCUCCCUCCAAGAGGACUCGCUCCACUGCCUCUCCCAUCUCCCUGCCACAAUCCGGGAAAUCAGCAUUACUGCCUGGCCCUGCCCACAAGGCGAGGACUCCACUGCUCAGAGCUCUGGCCAGCUCCCAGAUGGCUGGGCGUCCUCAGGCUUAGAGGGAGAGCACUGAGGGGGGGCUCCAGCAAGAACAUUUGUCCAACUACUAUAGGCCUCGUCUGCCAAGCCCAGGUCUGAAACUCACCCACAGGCAAGGAGGAAGCCAUGCUUCAGGGAGCCCUGAAGCCUGGUGUUUGUCUCUGCUGGUCAAGGACAGGGCUCAGAAGCUGGUGUGGGAAGUAGGUCACGAUGCGGAGGCCCCCACCCUUGAGAGGUGAGGCUGGCCAACCUCCUCACUUGCCUCGCCCUUGCCACAAAGAGGGCUCUGACUGGACCCAUUUCCCUAGGCCCACAAGUGAGAAAGCAGAGAGUGGGGUGAC